Molecule: messenger RNA, 792 nt
Organism: Sclerotinia trifoliorum
Lineage: Eukaryota; Fungi; Ascomycota; Leotiomycetes; Helotiales; Sclerotiniaceae
Source: the annotation of a GenBank genome assembly
AUGCCUGCUCACGGUCUCACGACAAAAGAGAUGCUCCUAGACGAAGCUGAGCAAGUUCUCGGAGAAAACGCUCUUGCAACCAUUGAACCUAGAGCUGUUGAAGUUCGAAAGCCUGGCAACCGUCCCAAAGCUGUAUUCAAAGCACCACCAGUAUGCUCCACUCAAAAGGUCAUCCCUCGUGCUCUUCAAGGCGGUCCUGCAAGCAUCUUCGUGGGCUUUAACUAUGAGUGUCCACGCUGGCAGCCUGGAUCUGUCGUCCGAUGGGCAGUAUAACGUAAAGGCUUCGACAGCAAUGAAGACGCCGAAUAUACUGCUAAACAGUUUGCAGUGGCAGCCGAAGCAUGGAACGCUGCUAGUGUUGGUGUCACAUUUGAGUGGGUCCAAUUCGCGAAAGAUGCCACAUUCGUUCUUUGUCACGGUGGAGAUAAAGGUGGCGUGCUUGCUGAAGCCUUCUUUCCAAACGCCAAUGAUUUGAACUUUUUUUUUGUGUAUACGCUAGCCUUUAAGGAAUUCAAGGAAAGCAUGUCUAAUAUUUUUGAACAUGAGUUGGGCCAUGUCUUAGGACUGCGACAUGAGUUUGCGAUGGGUCCAGAUAUGAAAAUGUAUGAAGGGGGUGAUAAGCAAUUGGGGCCACGAAAUGAGUUCAGUGUUAUGAAUUAUAGGCUGGAGCUACCGAAGAUUCAGCCGAGUGAUAUAGACUUUACCAAGAAGUUUUAUCAGUUGAAGAAGGAUAAGAAUGGGAGAUCCCCAAGAGUUGGAAUGACUCCUGUGAAAGACUACACACCAAUGUAG